This is a messenger RNA of Paramecium octaurelia, 2032 nucleotides long. The record is from the annotation of a GenBank genome assembly. NCBI's taxonomy places the organism in Eukaryota, Ciliophora, Oligohymenophorea, Peniculida, Parameciidae.
AUGAACAACAACCUCAUUUUAUUGAUCCUCCUAUUAAGGAAACCUAGUCAACAGGUUUAUGAUCUCUUGACUGAGUAUUUAAAAGUAACUCUUAAAUUAAAUUACAUAAGAUUCAUGAUGUUAUGGAAAUUGUUAAUAAUCCAACAUUGUAAAAUACAAUCCUCAGUCACAUCGAACCUGAAUUGUUACAGAUAACCUCCAUGAAUAAAUUCCAUAAGAUAAUUGGAGAAAGUAAUGAUUUAAUUGUAAUAGCAGCACUUCGUGAAAAAUAGUAAUAGAAAACUCCAGGAGGCAGCGUUGUUGAUUUGUUUUUUAGGAAUAUGCUAUUGCUAUUCAAUCAAAUGGAUUUUAAUCAAAUGUUAAAAUCUUGGAAUGAUUUCAGAGAAGGUCAAGAUAAUCAUCUGCAAAACAAUCCCUUCUUAACUGAUUCAUACAUUGAGUACUUACUUACUAAAUUACAAAGUAUCUUAUCCAAUCUACUUGUUAGCAAGUUCAAGCUAUGUAAACUUAGAAGAGCUAAAACAAAUAAUCGAAUAACCAAAUUUGAAUGAGAAUUGCAAGGUCAAUUUUCUUAAAGCCCUCUUAUAUGCUUUGUUAAGAUAUCCAUUUCGAGCUAUAAAGUUUUCUCGCAAAUACUAUGACAUGACUUUGAAUAGUCUUGUUCCUAAAAAAGUGAAUCAUUGCAUUAUGAACUCUAUUUACCUCAACAUGAAGAUGAAUUUCUAUGAUGAAGCAUUGAACAGUUUAUCCGAAGGUUUGAGAUUGUCAUAGACAGUAUCUGAUGAACAAAGCAUUAAUCUUUGUUUGCUCAAUCUCUUUGAAAUAGCCUAUCGUAACAAUUAUCAAAAAUAAGUACAUUGAUUGAUCAUUUUUAUAGGCUACUCUAUUAUUAGAAUAUGCUGUGAAUCAUGCUUAAUAGUUAAGUCCAUAACAUAGAUUAUAGAGUGCUUUAAUAUAUGGGUCGCAAAUAAGAUACAAAUAAAUUAAUUAUUCAUUGUUGAAGAAGAAGCAUAUUAAUUGGAAAGACAUAAUACAUUAGAGUUUGAAAUAGAUUUUACAAUCUCAUAGUCCAGAUAUUGAAUAGUCCAUCACUGCAUACUAAUUAGUAUGUGCAAAUAAUUAUGGCAAUUCAACUAUGAUUCAAAAUGCACUUGAUUAAUUACAGCAAUUCGAUUAAAAUGAUUAGACUCUUUCUCUUCAAUUAGAAGCCUUGAGUCAAAUAGCCUUGCAUCAACCAUUGUACACAUUGUCAUAAUUCUAAUAAUGUUUUGAAACUACCUAUAACUUGAGUGAAUAAUCAAUCUUAGUCAUUUUGAAUAUAUGUUUGGAAUACUUUGAAAUAAUCAAUGAGCCAAUCUCAGUUAAGUACAUUAAGUAGAUCAUGAUGCAAUUAUUGUAAAUGAAUCCUGAUCCAUACAUUUCUGAAUCCUUGCAAAUAGUUCCAAUUAAAAGUAAGAUAUUCAUAUGAUGAGAUCCUAAGCUUAGAGUCAAGUAACUGUUAAAGGAUGGCGAAAAUGAUUUGGAGAUUAUUAAAUUAUGCAAGCAAUUUCAUUUGAAUUAAUAAUAUUUGGAAUACAAACUUAACAUUAUUGAAAGAAAUAUUAAAUAAGAUUAGAUUUAGGAGGCUUAAGAUAAAUUAAAUAACAUAAAUUUGUAUGAAUUAUCAUAAUCAAACUGUGUUAUUUAAGCUAAAUUUUGGAAUCUUAUGGCUCGUACUUAUAAAAAUAUUAAGUAUUAUGCCACGUCUAUCAACUUUGCCAUAUAAGUUGGUUGGAUAGCAAUGAUACAAUAGAAUUAUUAUGAUAUGGCUUUCAUUUAUGAUCAAUAGGGUAAUUGUUUGGGUUAAUGUUGAAUAGAGUUAUUCGAUCAGAGAGAUCAUUGUGCUGAACAAUUUAACAAAGCUGAUGCACUAAUUAGUUCAUGUAGUUAGAAUACCAAUUUGAUCUUCUUUAAGAUAAAUGAAAUUGGAAUAGUGGAGUACUUGUAUCGCUUUCUAAAUAAUAUACAAUCCUAAUUUAGUUGUAAUAUGUGA